CGCGUCUCUGAGUGAGUUGCUGGGCUUCGUUUGUUAGGACUACUGGACAUUGGUAGUAUUCGUUCCCUGCCUGUGGAACCUCUCCUUCAUGACAUCUGUGUCUGCGCUUGGGGCUACCCGAUGCUACACGGGGAAGUGGGUUCGGAAGACAACGGCGAAGAAGACGCAUCAGUUCGGAAACAGCGUCUGGGAGGAGCCGGAUGUGAUGCACAUCCUUUUCAAAGGCGAAGAUCCUCGGCUACUGACUCACCCGGUGUACAAGGGAGCUGUUGCUGAAGACGACGUCGCCGCUCUCCGUAGAAAACAGAAAGUGACACCCACGGAUGUGGAGGAGAAGUCUUUCAAGUCCUUGACUUUUGUGGACAUCGGAAACCUCACCCAGAGGGGGGCUCUGUACAAGGACGACGAGCGGAAUCCGAAUCAGUUAUGCAAUCAGCUUCUUUUCUUCUGUGGUAUGGCGGAUGCCGUGCUCUUCUUGGGCAAGCCGCACGAGCAAGUGGUGUGGAGUCUGCUUCAGCAGGAAAGGCGCGUCUUGGCCGUGGAUGGGGACACAACGCAGCUCGAAUACACCGUGCAAUAUGUCACCCAUGAAGUUUCGUCCAAGGCUUACCCAUGCGAUUUCGACCAAGUCGUGGUCGAGCUCGUUUAUGACCCGAACAAAAACAUGUUCUUCAAGUUGACUCCGAAGAAAAGGCGCCAGGUCUACUCCUUCCUUUAUGGCGAACAACCAAGGUUGAGAUUUGACCCGCAAUACGGGGUGCGGAAGGAAGUCGCCAUUGCGGUUCUCCAGGGCUACCACGGAGCGAGUCGGGCCGGCGCUGUGAGCUUUAUUAAGAGGCUGGAAUAUGUGUUUGUUAACGAGAAUGUCGUCGAUCCGGCCGAUUUCACUUUGGAUAACUACAAGCUAGCAUUCGGUGAGGAGGACGACUUCAAUAUCGAGACUGAGCAGGAGGAGAGCAUUGAGGGCGACCUCUUCGAUUUGGACGGGCAAUUGGCCAUCUUCAACGCCCAAGCUUCUGAGUCGCCGUCAGUAUGCAAACCGGGGACACCUCUCGCUACACCCACCUCGGGCGGCCCCACGCCAGUGUCCUCCUCAGCGCCUGUCAAGAGGGGUGGGUUGUCCCGUCUGAGGAGUUCGCCGGGGGAGCCUAUUCGUCUCACACCGCAGCCCGAGCGUCUUCGACCCGGCCAUCCAGUUCGUCCGGACCAUCCGCAUCUCAAGGCUCCAGCGACUCCCUUCCACAUGGGUGACAAACAUACCUUCUCCACAGCCGAAGAUUGGGGUCAUGAUAUCGUGUGGCACCCAGACCAUUUCCAGCCUGUCCUUCUUGACGGCGAAUGGGCAGUGGCUGUGAGGGACGUAAGUGGAGGGUGGAUAUAUGACGAUUGUUGGGACCUCGAGACAUUCAAAUCUCGCACCUUCGAUGCGGUUUUGGAGAGAUUAAGUGAGGUCAAUCGACGACGUAAAGACGACCCUGCUCUGCGCGAAUACGGGGACACGCUGUUCGAUUUAUUGCAGUCAAAUAGAUGGCUGGAAGUGUCCUCCGCGUUCUACGCCCUUCCGUCAAGCCCGUCAAUUAAGCAAGUGAGUUGGGAGUUGCCUGCGGGCACCCCGCCGGCAGGAGUUGUGAAGCGCAAGUCUCGCGGAAAGGACGGCGACGGGGAUGGUGAAGGCGGCGGGCAACGAGGUACUGGAGGUGGAAGUGAACAACGUUCAAAGAAACAACGGUCUCCGGGGCUUGCAAGCGGCGGAGAGGGAAAAAAGGGCAGCCGGGAGAAGAAAAAGCCUCGCAGCGGAGAGAACACAAAGCAUCGCACAGGAGACGAGCAGGGGUCCGAUGUCGACCGCGACGAGGACGGUGGGGUUCUGGCGGUGACAGGCAGCACCUCAAUGGAGACGGGGAACGACUUCAGGCCUGGGUGGAUUACACGGCCUGGCGAGCAGGACCCUGUGAUUAGCUCCACCAGCGCAACACAAUAUACCGAUGCUGUUGGCGGGGCAGUUGAAGUUCGGAUUAAUCCGAACCCGGAAGCCAGUACCGUUGAGAGAGCACAGCGGUCUGCGGAACUCGAACGGGUGGUCCGGGUUUCCGAAAACCCUGGCGGCGAAAUUCGGAUUCAUCCGAACCAGGAGGACGUGUCCGCCAUGACAGACGACCGGUGUCAGGACACCGUCAUGCUGUGCAUGGAAGUCCACAAGGAGCUGCAGGCAGACCGUCCGACUGAGGGUGAGUUAGCGACCAGUUUCAAUGUCGAGCCCCUCACACUCGGAGCCGAAUGCCUGGUGACGGUACGCGCAGAGUUAGCAGUCUUAAGCGACUCUCCGGUGAAAGCGGGCACGUCGUCGCCGUUGGAAACUUUGGUGGCUCGGAUGAAUCCGAACCAGGGCCCUGUGAGCAUGUCCCUCCCUGGUGCAGCUUUGGAGACGACUGUAAUUCGGAUUCAUCCGAGACACACAGGCAAAGGACUUGACGGUUGUCGACUUCUGACGACUUUGGACAAGGACGACUCCGCCGACGACCGGAUUGAUCCGACACUCGGCGACGUCGGGAUGGAGCAAACAGUCCAGCCGGCAUACGACGACCCCUUGUACUCCGGCCUUCACGACGAGGAGAUGGGAGAGGACGUUCUGAAGAAGUCCUCUAGCGCUGUUGGAGAUAGAUUUCUCUAUUUGAGUGACGACGAUAAAGACACAGCACACGAGGACAAGAAGUUAAGGGGGGGAGAGGUGUUGUUGGACAUCCAUGGGACCUUGAGCACAACACAAUGCGACACAGUGGCGACGGAGGAAACCCAACCUGUCGAGGUUGUGGACGUCGAUGCUCUUUGUCCGGAGACGGACAUACUAAAAUUGCCCGUCAUGGACGUGGAGGAUUUCCGCCAUCGGGAUGGGGAUGAAUUCAUGCCAUCGCCGGUCAUCGACGCCGACAUCUCGAACCUCUCAAGUUUCCCUAUGAGUUUGGAGCACGUCGUCGCCGCGUCGACGCGCAAGGGGGCGCCAAUCGUGUUGGGGCUGCCAUCGGUGGGCUCUGGUGACGUCAAAGCUAAGCCUGGGUUUCCUCGAGACGGAAGAGCAGUCCUUGAAGACGUUAUCUGCUCCCGGUUGCCGCUCACUAUGAUCGUCGCGCGUUUACCGUCGCACAAUUUACAGGUUUCCGUCAAGGAUAUCGUCGCACGCGUGGAUGGAUCCGGGGAGCUCAACGAUGAGGUCGUCAAUUUCUACAUGGCGAUGCUACUGGACGACUGCGGCCGGACUGCUGCUACCAAGAAGACGUACACCUUUAACUCUUUCUUCGCCUCUACACUGCUUUUGCGAGGUUCAGAAGCUGUUUGCAGAUGGGCUUAAGAUGUGGACCUCCUGUCUCAUGACCUCGUCUUGGCACCAGUGCACAAGGACGGAGAACACUGGAGCCUUUUGGCCAUUGACUUCUCUAGACGUGUUUUGGAAAUCU
Molecule: messenger RNA, 3452 nt
Organism: Chara braunii
Lineage: Eukaryota; Viridiplantae; Streptophyta; Charophyceae; Charales; Characeae
Source: the annotation of a GenBank genome assembly